Molecule: messenger RNA, 1590 nt
Organism: Striga hermonthica
Lineage: Eukaryota; Viridiplantae; Streptophyta; Magnoliopsida; Lamiales; Orobanchaceae
Source: the annotation of a GenBank genome assembly
AUGGAGAAGGACACCUCAUUUCUCUUCUCCGGCAUCACUUUCAAUCGUAAAAAGUUUGCCAGUGAUUUCGCCAGGUUCAAGGAGAAAAAAGAGAGAGAUGAUGUUGGCGAGCUGUCAAACGUGGUUGAAAAUGAAACCCCCGAGACAGAAGAGGACUUGAUGCGUGUUGAUAAGAAGAGGAAGAGAAAAGCAGCUCGUUCAGACCGAGUCGAAGGGUUCAGCCUAUUUAAAAGUUCGGAAUCAAAAGCUGUAGAUAAAGCAGUGGACCAUAAUGAAAAUGAAGUUGUACAGCAGAAGAAGGAAUAUCAUCGGCAGUUGGAGAGGGAUGCUAUUUUUCGGAAGACUCAUAAUAUUCAUGUUUCUGGGAGCAAUAUCCCGUCCCCACUUCUGGACUUCAAAGAGUUAAGAUCGAGGUAUAACUGCAGGUCCUAUCUGUUGCGCAACUUGGCAGAACUGGGUUUUAAGGAGCCAACACCGAUCCAAAGGCAGGCUAUUCCAGUCUUAUUAUCUGAAAGGGAGUGCUUUGCUUGUGCUCCAACUGGUUCAGGAAAAACCUUUGCCUUUAUCUGUCCUAUACUUAUGAAACUUCAGCAUGCUUCAAAAGAUGGGGUUCGGGCUGUGAUUCUUUGCCCCACACGCGAAUUAGCCGCUCAGACAGCAAGAGAGUGCAAGAAGUUGGCUAAAGGGAAAAAGUUUUACAUCAAACUAAUGACCAAGCAGCUUGCGAAAGGUGCCGAUUUUUCAAAACUGCCUUGUGAUAUUCUCAUAUCUACUCCUUUCCGGGUGCAGUUUGCUAUACGCAAAAGAAAACUUGAUUUGAGCAAGGUGGAGUUUCUUGUUCUGGAUGAAUCGGACAAGCUUUUCGAGUUAGGCUUGGUUGAGCAGGUUGAUGCUGUGGUCAAAGCAUGCUCAAAUCCUUCAAUCUUGCGCUCAUUGUUCAGUGCUACUUUACCUGAUACUGUGGAAGAACUUGCGCGUACAAUUAUGCAUGAUGCUGUCCGUGUCAUCAUUGGCAGGAAAAAUUCUGCAUCUGACUCCAUAAAACAGAAGCUCAUAUUUGUGGGGAGCGAGGAAGGCAAGCUUAUCGCCCUUCGUCAAAGUUUCUCAGAGAGUUUGAACCCACCGGUGCUACUUUUUGUUCAAAAUAAGGAGCGAGCUAAACAACUGUAUAAUGAGCUGAAGUAUGAUGACAUUAAAGCUGAUGUUAUACAUGCUGAUCUUUCUCAAAUACAGAGAGAGCAUGCCGUUGAUAAUUUUCGAUCCGGAAGAACCUGGGUUUUGAUUGCUACCGAUGUUAUAGCCCGUGGUAUGGACUUCAAAGGUGUUAACUGUGUGAUCAACUAUGAUUUUCCUGAUUCAGCAGCUGCAUAUAUUCAUAGAAUCGGUCGUUCGGGUAGAGCCGGGAGGACUGGUGAGGCCAUAACACUAUACACCGAAGCUGAUGUCCCGUUUUUAAGAAAUAUAGCCAAUGUUAUUACAGCUUCUGGUGGUGAAGUGCCUGAUUGGAUAAUGGCAUUGCGGAAGAAAAAAUGGAAGAAACAUAGGCCCGGAAGAGAAUCGAUUUCUACUAAGCCUGAAAAUGAAGAUUGA